GGCACUGCAUUCCAUCCUAGGUGCGGCCGCCACCACUACCCCACCAGUGACCGUGGACUCUGAGGAUGGGAUAUUGUCCACGGCCGGAUCCUCGGACAUGUUAGCGGACGGGGAAGAUGAGGAAGGAGAAGAGGUGGACGAGGCAGUCGACAGCACUCACAACGCUGAUUUCCCCGACAGCCAGGAUCUCUUCAUCACCCUUACAGAGAUCCCCUACCAACCGUCCCCAGCCGUUACCCCGGACACAGAAUCUGGGGAAGGAUCAGCCACCCCAUCUGCGACUGUCUCACAACCUAGCCUGGCAUCACACUCCCAGAGGCUAGCGAGGAUUAGGCAGAGGAAGAAGAGGACACGGGAGGACAUGUUCUCAGAGCUUAUGGCCUGCUCCCGAGCCCAGGCAGCACAGCAGACCCAGUGGCGGGAGAACUUGUCCCAAAUGCAGCAAGCAAACAUGGAUCGGGAGGAGAGGUGGCGGCAGGAAGACCAGCAGGCGACUCAAACCCUGCUUGGACUACUGAGGGAGCAAACGGACACGCUCCGGCGCCUUGUGGAUGUUCUGCAGGAACAGAGGCAGGAGGACAGAGCCCCACUGCAGUCCAUCUCUAACCGCCCUCCCCCGCCACCAAGUCCCAUACCCCCCUCACCCAAAGUGCACAGAAGGAGAGGCGGCAGAGUCCACGCAAACUCUCACUCCACCCCUGCAGAGAGCUCUAGUAGCAGAAGGCUCUCAUUCCCCAAAAUUUGACAAGUUCUUUCCUUCCCGCCUGACACAAGCCCCCG
Malaclemys terrapin pileata is the source of this 780-nucleotide messenger RNA. RefSeq lists its product as uncharacterized. Lineage: Eukaryota; Metazoa; Chordata; Testudines; Emydidae. Bases 98 to 745 code for a protein of 215 amino acids. The record is from RefSeq and is a predicted model, not a curated record. The transcript is spliced from 2 exons.